AUGUCCGCAGUUUCGCGUAAUUCGAGUAGUUUCCCAGUUUCAGAACCGACUCAUCAGUGGGGUUGGAUUCCGGUUUACCAGUCGAUCGCUAUGGGUGGAGAAGACGAGAACGGUGAACACCACUCAAUACAGAACGAAGACCGUAAAGAUUCUGUGCUGCUGGUCUUACCGUUCAGCGAGAGAUCCAACAAGCCAGCAGACAAUUCUGGACACUCGGAGCCCGACAGGUUUCCGGUUCGGUCAAUAACAGAUGACUCGAAGUGUGAAAGUAACGUUUUCCCGAUGUGCGAAAAUGGUGUGCUUAACCUGUCACGUCGUGCCAAUGUGAGGAAACUGAUCAUUAGCGGAAACAUGUUUACCAAUGUGGUGGGAUUUGAUAUGUUCAAGCAAUGCGUUCAAACUGCCAUUUUUCCACAGUGCCUUACGUUCCUUGAUGCAUCUUCCAAUACCGUUGAAGAUCUCACCGAAUUUUUGUACUUGCUACCUUUGAUGAAGUUGGAGUCGAUUGCAUUAGCGAAUAACCCUUGCUUAUCAAGUCCGAAUUUCGAUUACCGCAUUUAUAUUUUAUCGGUUUUGCCAUCAGUACAGGAUAUUGACGGGUUCUUAGUCUCUGAAGAAGACCAAUUGAAAGGUGAGUGGUUGUAUAGUCAAGGAAAGGGAAGAAUGUUCAAGCCAGACACUGGUGCACAUGGAUCGCUUGUAAACUACUUGGAAAGGUACUGUCCUUUUGACAUCGAUGGGAGGCGUGUUUCCUCUUUAGACCAGUCGAUAUUGAAGGUUAUGGAAAAGCGACGGGAGAUAUUGAGUAACAGCAGCAUCGAAGAAGACUCUUCCUUGUCGUUGAGUCUUCAUUCACCAUAUGGAGCUUGGACCGCCCGUGUUAUUGAGGGGAAAGAGAAUCGCCUACCAAAUUCAAGCGCUGAUGAAAUGCCUCGACACUUAUUCUCGGCCAAAAUGCCGCAGUCUUCUAUUCCAGCUGAGGAAAAGUGUGCGAAAUCAACAACAAUUUUACAAUUUGAAGCUCCUUCAAGAAGUUCCACUCUGGAGUCGAUAGAAUCGUCCUCAACAGUGACGCUCGUACCCGCAUUAAAAAAUGGCUGGAGAGAUAACCGAAAUGUGGCAUCCACCGAAGCAACUCGCACUGACCGUUCUAGAAGGUCACACUUGCGAGAACGAAUAUUGCAACGCGAACAGGAUUCGGAACUGAAGGACGAACCUGGGCGGGACGCUGUCAUCCGUCGAAUAGAAUUUCUGGAAGACAGAGUUAAAACAAUAAGUGAUGAGAAUGAAAACCUUACGCGAAUAAAUGAUGAAUUAAGCAAAUUCCUUGUGGAAAGGACAGAAAAAUUCACGGAAGAAGUGAGUUCUCUGAGAACACAACUGCAAUCUAUAGUGAAGUCACAGAAUCCAGACCCAUGCAAUCUUCGAGUUUCGCGAGAACUGGGCCAGGGUUGCUAUGAAAUAAUUUGGGAUAUGCCAGUAGUUGAAGGUUACAAAGUUUUAACAAAUGGAGUUGAGAGUGGGUUUGUUCGAGCGCCAAAUAAUGCUGCACGUAUAGCGGAUGUAGAGGCUGGAGCUGAGUUGUCUAUACAAGUUCAGGUAACUGUUAUCUAA
Messenger RNA from Angiostrongylus costaricensis, 1614 nucleotides. NCBI's taxonomy places the organism in Eukaryota, Metazoa, Nematoda, Chromadorea, Rhabditida, Metastrongylidae. The record is from the annotation of a GenBank genome assembly.